AUGGGCCCACCCGGCCAGCCCACUCUCCAGCCGGACCAGCCCCCACCGUCCAUCGACCCAGAUCUGCUGUCACCCCUGCAACAAGCUCCUGCCGCCGCCCCGAGGUUCUCCAUGCGCGUCGCCUCGAAGCAGGCCUACAUCUGCCGCGACUGCGGUUACAUAUACAAUGAUAGAACACCCUUUGAGAAGCUUCCAGAUAAGUAUUUCUGCCCUGUCUGCGGGGCUCCCAAACGGAGAUUCAGGCCAUAUGAACCUUCAGUUGCCAAGGAUGCAAAUGACACAGAUGCCCGUAAAGCCAGGAAGGCUCAGAUGAAAAGAGAUGAAGCCAUUGGGAAAGCGUUACCUGUUGCCAUAGUGCUUGGAGUUGUAGGGCUAGCUGGCUUGUAUUUCUACCUCAACAAUGCCUACUAGUGUGAGCAAGGAGCAUCAUGAGGCUCCUCUUUUCUUCAUUCUGAAACUGGUCGAGUCAAUAUUAGUAUUCAUAAUGUACUGUCAUCUGUAACAACAGAAUAAGUUAAUGUACUUAUGUUUCCAAUUUCAAGUUGUGAGGUUUCUGUUAAA
This is a messenger RNA of Phoenix dactylifera (date palm), 561 nucleotides long. NCBI's taxonomy places the organism in Eukaryota, Viridiplantae, Streptophyta, Magnoliopsida, Arecales, Arecaceae. The record is from RefSeq and is a predicted model, not a curated record.